This is a messenger RNA of Lepisosteus oculatus (spotted gar), 1567 nucleotides long. RefSeq names its product syntaxin 18 (gene stx18). The record is from RefSeq and is a predicted model, not a curated record. Gene Ontology annotation, cellular component: endoplasmic reticulum; SNARE complex; membrane. Gene Ontology annotation, molecular function: SNAP receptor activity. Gene Ontology annotation, biological process: retrograde vesicle-mediated transport, Golgi to endoplasmic reticulum; intracellular protein transport. Lineage: Eukaryota; Metazoa; Chordata; Actinopteri; Semionotiformes; Lepisosteidae.
GACGUUAAAGACGGUGACGUGUCUUUGUUGACAGCAGAUACAGGGGGUUCGCUUUAAUUUUCAACGUUUGUGAGAAAGGCAUGGUUUAGAAAUGGCUGUUGAUAUAACGUUAUUGUUCAAAGCGAGCGUAAAGACUGUGAAAACCCGAAAUAAAGCCAUUGGGGUUGGAUUCGACAGUACAAAAGAUGACAUCCUGAAGAAAACCAGACUUAAGAGUGACUUCUCCACAAAAGCUAAGGAAGUGAUUUCCAACAUCACCAAGCUGAAAGAUUUCCUCUUGCAGCACAGAAAAGAUUAUGUUAAUGCUGGCAGCCUGAUCUCUUCUGAUUAUACUCGAAUGACAGAUAAUGAGCGGGAUCAGAUUGACCAGGACGCUCAAAUAUUCAUGAGAACGUGCUCAGACGCCAUUAACCAGCUGAGAACAGAAGCUGAUAAAAAAGUUAUGUCUGCUCAAGUAAAAGAACACAGAGGAGCAGUUCUGGACCUGAUCGAAGAUUAUCUGAAAGGUGUGUGCAAGCUGUACUCGGAGCAACGGGCCAUCAGGGUUAAGCGGGCAGUGGAUAAAAAAAGACUUUUGAGACUCGAGCCUGAGCGACACAGCAAGCUUCUCUCUUCUGCCACUGAGAAAAGUGCCCAACCAGAUCCCUCAGAUGAGAAGACUUUAAAAGAUAACACCACAGAUACAAAUGUAGCAGAAGCUCAAGAGAGUGGCGUUGGCCUUUGGGAAGAUGGCAAAGUUGAAGAUGAGCUUUCACCUGAAGAAAUUCAAAUGUUUGAGCAAGAGAACCAAAGGCUUGUGAGUGAAAUGAACAGUCUUGUGGAUGAAGUCAGACAAAUUGAAGGCAAAGUUGUGGAAAUUUCUAGACUGCAGGAGAUAUUUGCAGAGAAAGUUUUACAUCAGGAAACGGAGAUAGAUAAUAUUCAUCAGCUUGUGGUAGGCACAACAGAAAAUGUCAAGGAGGGGAAUGAAGACAUUAGAGAGGCCAUUAAAAACAAUGCUGGAUUUCGUGUCUGGAUCCUCUUCUUCCUUGUAAUGUGUUCAUUUUCUUUGCUUUUCCUGGACUGGUAUGACAGCUAAUGAAACAACUUUCUGAAAAUCAUCAUUCAGCUGUAGACUAGGAAAAGCCAAAUGGAGAACAGCACCACUGGAUGGGAUUAACGGUCAAUGUUAUGCUUCAGAGCAAAAUUUGUUCCAUUUUUUCUUAUCCCAAAGAAUCUCCAUCUUUUUUGUAAUAAGCAAAAUAAUAAUUUGUUUGCUUUAUGUUCAGUUUCUCUAGGACCUCACUUCUACACUUUACGUUUAUUUUCUGAAAAUGGGCAGCAAAUUUUUCUGUUCUGCAAAAAAGAACUUUUUUUAAGGUUUAUGUUAAAAUCAAAUAAUCAUUGCUGCAAAAGUUUGUUUAGCCUGGCCCUAGCAUCUCAUUAUAGGCUUUCUCAGUGGAUAUUUUACAAAUCCUUUUCCAUGUAAGAGUUAUUUAUGUUUUGAUUCUCUAUAAAUUUGCUCCAUGUUCAUCUAUGGUCACACUUAAAUUGAACAAGAAAAAGUAAAACAACAAAAUUAUUAUUA